AUGAGGAAGGAAAACAUCACCAACAUUAGUGAGUUCAUCUUGGUGGGCUUCCCCACAACCCCUAGGUUGCAGAUUCUGCUCUUCCUCCUCUUCCUUAUCAUGUACCUAUUUGUGUUAUUGGAGAAUUUGGUCAUCAUCCUUACAGUAUGGGUCACUGGGUCCCUGCACAAGCCGAUGUACUAUUUUCUGAGCACCAUGUCUUUUCUGGAAGCCUGGUAUAUCACAGUGACCGUCCCCAAGAUGCUGACUGGAUUUUUGCUUCACCCUAAUACCAUCUCCUUCUUGGGCUGCAUGAUCCAGCUGUACUUCUUCAUUUCACUCGCCUGUACUGAGUGUGUGCUUUUGGCUGCCAUGGCCUAUGACCGGUAUGUGGCUAUCUGCUGGCCUCUUCGCUAUCCAGUCAUGAUGACCACAGAGUUCUGUGUUCAGCUGACCAUCAGUUCCUGGGUGAGUGGCUUCACCAUCUCCAUGGCUAAGGUAUACUUCAUAUCCCAAGUCGUUUUCUGUGGUAAGAAUGCCUUGAACCAUUUUUUCUGUGAUGUGUCUCCCAUUCUUAAACUGGCUUGCAUGGACUUUUCUAUGGCCGAGAUGGUAGACUUUGCGCUUGCCAUCGUCAUCCUGGUGUUUCCUCUCUCAGCUACUGUCCUCUCCUAUGCUUUCAUUGUCUCCACCAUUCUGCACAUACCCUCAGCCAGUGGGCAGCGGAAAGCCUUCUCCACCUGUGCCUCGCACCUUACUGUGGUAGUCAUCUUCUACACAGCGGUGAUCUUCAUGUAUGUCCGGCCACGUGCCAUCGCUUCAUUCAACUCCAACAAAUUGAUCUCAGCCAUAUACGCAGUCUUGACUCCCAUGCUCAACCCUAUCAUCUACUGCCUAAGGAACAAGGAGGUCAAAGACGCCAUCAAAAAGACCAUGACAAGUGGCCGAGAUGUUUUCUUAAGAGAUUCUCUUCACUGA
This is a messenger RNA of Echinops telfairi (small Madagascar hedgehog), 957 nucleotides long. RefSeq names its product olfactory receptor 6. Gene Ontology annotation, molecular function: G protein-coupled receptor activity; olfactory receptor activity. The record is from RefSeq and is a predicted model, not a curated record. Bases 1 to 957 code for a protein of 318 amino acids. Lineage: Eukaryota; Metazoa; Chordata; Mammalia; Afrosoricida; Tenrecidae. Gene Ontology annotation, biological process: G protein-coupled receptor signaling pathway. The transcript has a single exon. Gene Ontology annotation, cellular component: membrane.